This is a messenger RNA of Caenorhabditis auriculariae, 1171 nucleotides long. The record is from the annotation of a GenBank genome assembly. Lineage: Eukaryota; Metazoa; Nematoda; Chromadorea; Rhabditida; Rhabditidae.
AUGCUCCUACACGAUGAACGUCUGCCGCCAAUAGAUUGUGAUACACUGGUAAACAAUUUCAAUUUUGACUCGUCCAGAUUAAUUUUUUUUUUUCCAAACUACUUUUGAAAUCGCUUAAAACAAUUUCAGGUAGGUUGGAUUCUUCAACAAGCUGCCGAAGAACCUGUUUCCGUUGGAAACUUUUACAUAAUCGAUGUUAACGACCACAGUGAAUACGAAAAAUGUCACGUUGUUGGAGGUUGAUUUCAUAAUAAACUUUUUCUCUCCUCGUUCAUAAAUCCCCUCCUCAAGUUUCUGAUGGAGUCAGAAAUGAAUGGAGAUAAUCAAUUCGACAUUCAGCCUACUUCUACGACAGACUUCUGCUGUCGAGGUUGGUCUUCGAGACGCCCGUUCUGAAGCAAGCAAGUACCACCAGAACGACCUUGGUCAUUUAUGGAAGAGAAUCUGAACGCGUUUCCAACGUUCUUUUUCAAAGAGGAUGGAGGACUAUAUACUUGACAGGAAGUAACCAUUCAUUUCAUCUGAUUUACGAUUAAUGUUUGCCAUAAUAAAAAUUGAAAUUCCAAGAAAAAAAAAGUCUAGUAUGUAGAGUUGUUAGUACAUAGAUCGCCAAAUAAUUUUUCAAAAUCAGUUUUAAAAAUAAUUUCUCAUUAUGCCUUUCAAUUAUAAUGACUUGAAAUUGAAAACGUUGAACCGCAAAUGAAACUACAGAUUGUAUGAGUUAUUCUUAGAACCGAAAAUACUCAAAAACUGAAGAUAUUCCGAAAGACUUCUCUCGAUACUUUCUAUUAAGAAAUUACCAUCUUUUUCCGACCCCUUCUUUCUCACACUGAUGUUACAAGCUUUCGAAACUUAUCUUACUUGCAGACAUUGACCUAUUCAAAGAAAAAUACCCAGCUUUGGUAGACAAGAAUUUCGAUAUCGAUCAACUACGGGAACAACAUGACAGAAAAAGGUAAAAACUGUUAAAUCCAAAAAAAAUCUUGUCUUUCUAAGGAACAACGUCUACGGAGGCCGUCUGUGGAGAAGCGCCUCGGCGAGCCGCGUCAGUACUGCGGAGAGAAAAAACAGCCGCGAAAAAUCUGCAAGACCGAAACCCAAACGUGUACUUUCUGCGAGUGUCAGUACUAAACAGCUGGAUCGACCUCCGUGGAAACCUUGGCACAGCUAG